This is a messenger RNA of Aspergillus wentii DTO 134E9, 1392 nucleotides long. RefSeq names its product argininosuccinate lyase ARG4. The coding region runs from base 1 to 1392 and encodes 463 amino acids. The transcript has 3 exons. Lineage: Eukaryota; Fungi; Ascomycota; Eurotiomycetes; Eurotiales; Aspergillaceae. Gene Ontology annotation, molecular function: argininosuccinate lyase activity. Gene Ontology annotation, cellular component: cytosol. The record is from RefSeq and is a predicted model, not a curated record.
AUGAGCGGAAACAAGGUCGCCGAGAACAUGCUCUGGGGAGGUCGAUUUACCCAGGGCCUCGACCCCCUCAUGGUCCAAUACAACACAUCGCUCCCCUAUGACCGUAUCUUCUGGAAGCAGGAUAUCGCUGGCUCGCUUGCCUUUGCCCGCGCCAACACCAGAGGUGGCAUCCUCACCCCGCACGAGUUGUCCGAGAUCGAGCGCGGCUUCAAGCAGAUCGCAGAGGAAUGGAGCACCAACACUUUUGUCGCCAAGGAGAACGACGAGGACAUCCACACCGCCAACGAGCGUCGAUUGUCCGAGAUUAUCGGCAAGGAGAUCGGUGGAAAGCUGCACACUGGCCGUUCCCGUAACGAGCAAGUCGCUACCGACAUGCGCAUGUGGCUCCGCGAUGAGCUGCGCAAGUUGGACGCCUUCCUGUGCGACCUCAUCAAGGUCUCCAUUGCUCGCGCCGAGAGUGAGAUUGACUACAUCAUGCCCGGAUACACCCACUUGCAGAAGGCCCAGCCCGUCCGCUGGAGUCACUGGCUUCUGUCGCACACCACCGCUUUUGCCAGCGAGCUCGAGCGUCUCCGUGAGGUGACCAAGCGUGUCAACCGCAGCCCCUUGGGUACCGGUGCCUUGGCCGGAAACCCCUUCCACAUUGACCGUGAGGGUAUGGCUAAGGAGCUGGGCUUUGAUGGCUUGUUGUACAACUCGAUGAACGCGGUGGGCGACCGUGACUUCGCCAUGGAGACCAUGCAGUGGGGUAGCUCUUUCAUGCUCAAGAUCUCUCGCUGGGCCGAGGACUUGAUCAUCUACAGCAGCUUGGAAUACGGAUUCGUUCGUCUGUCCGAUGCUUACUCGACUGGAUCAUCUUUGAUGCCCCAGAAGAAGAACGCAGACAGCCUGGAGCUUCUGCGUGGAAAGUCUGGCCGUGCCUUCGGCCACAUGGCCGGAUUGAUGUGCACCAUCAAGGGUCUCCCCACAACCUACAACAAGGACUUGCAGGAGAGUGUCGAGCCCCUCCUCGACCACAUCAAGACCGUCGGCGACAGCAUCCAGAUCGCCACCGGUGUCCUGUCCACCCUCACCACCAUCCCCGAGAAGAUGACCGCCGCUCUGGCCCCCGAGAUGCUCGCCACCGAGAUCGCCGACUACCUCGUCCGCAAGGGCGUUCCCUUCCGCGAGGGCCACCACAUUUCCGGCCGUGUCGUCGCCCUGGCCGAAAAGACCAAUGUCCCCAUGGACACCCUGUCGCUUGAGCAGCUCCAGACCGUCGACGCCCGCUUCGGCGAGGACGUCCAGGCCUGUCUGGACUACGACCGUGCCGUCGAGCUCAAGGAUGCUGUCGGUGGUACCAGCCGCCGGGCCGUUCUGGAGCAGACCUCUGUCCUCAAGAGUCUGUUGUAA